GCAAGAGGAGUCGAUGGUGUCAACGGUGUAUCGCCGAGGCAGCAGACUCAAGUUUUAACACAGUAUCAAUUCAGGGCGUUGGACGGUAGUCGUAUCCCAGGAAAUGAUGAUAGAAUAUUAGUGGAAUUUGCAAGAGGUAGUACUUGGCGUGGAGCUCGUGAAAGUCGUCAUGGAAGUGGUCGUAGUUAUGAUGGACGACCACCAGAAAGAUGCUUUAACUGUGGACAAAUUGAUAUGGGUCUGGUGGAUACCGCGGAAGAUCCUACUCUCCAUAUCGUCGUUCUCGUUCUCGCUCUUCCCGCCGUUCUCGCUCACCUCGACGUUCCCGCUCACCCCGCCGUUCCCGUUCACCCCGCCGUUCCCGUUCACCCCGCCGCUCCCGUUCACCCCGCCGCUCCCGUUCACCCCGUCGUUCCCGUUCACCCCGCC
Dentiscutata heterogama is the source of this 429-nucleotide messenger RNA. NCBI's taxonomy places the organism in Eukaryota, Fungi, Glomeromycota, Glomeromycetes, Diversisporales, Gigasporaceae. The record is from the annotation of a GenBank genome assembly.